Molecule: messenger RNA, 5389 nt
Organism: Zingiber officinale
Lineage: Eukaryota; Viridiplantae; Streptophyta; Magnoliopsida; Zingiberales; Zingiberaceae
Exons: 19
Coding region: 271-4677 (1468 amino acids)
Biological process (GO): regulation of transcription by RNA polymerase II
Source: RefSeq, a predicted model, not a curated record
AAAAACAACAAAGCAAAACACGAUUCCAAGCUCUUCCUCUCGACCUCUCUCCGGAUCGGUCACGGGAGGAAAAAUGAAAUGAAAAUUAGAAGACCAAACCGAGAACCGGAACUUCAAACCCUAACCCUAGGUUCCCCGCCUUCCACCCCCAUCUCUCUCUCCUUUGGCCUUCUACUCCCUUCCCCUCUCCUCCAGGUCUCGCCCUAGGCGAGCUUGCCUUCCUCCACCCCUACGAUUCCGGGGAUGUCGCGCUGAUGCCCCCGGGUCGUGAUGAAGGGUAAAGGGACCGACCUCCGUUCCGACGCCGCCGAGAACCCUUCCUCCGCGCCCUCCCCGCUUUCCGGCUUAGAUCUUUUCUCCCAGGCGCGAAAGGUGCUCUCCGUCCGAUGCCCCUUCGACGGCGAGGAGUCUACGCCUAGGGUUCCGACGCUCCCUUCGCGUUUGGCCUCUUUUCUCGCGCGCGCCUCCGAGAGCCACAAGAAGCAAAGAAAGGUCGCGGGGGACAACGCUGAGAAGCCGUCGACGCCUGGUAAGCCGCCCACUGUUUGGGAUGAGACUGAAGAGUACUUUCGGCCACUCACUCUGUCGGACGUCGACCUACUGGUUCCGACACUCGAGUUGGGUCCAGGUUCAGUGGAUUCCUGCCUAACCAUGCCAGCUCUUAGAAAUUGGGCGGAGCUUAGCGAGACAGUUGGGGAGCCGGAGCCUUCUGCCCCACAAUUGAAUUCCGUUUCAUUGCCUGAGAAAGAACAACAACUCUCAGAGCUUCAACCAGUGGAGACAGAGAAAGUUCAGGAUGGCCAGAAGGUGCCUCUUGCUGAAGCACAUGGGAUUGCGGCUCCUGGAGACUGUGCAUUAUUAGCUGAAGGAGAAGAAGAAAAUGAUCAUAGUUUAUCUUUUCAUUGGCUCUUGGGUUCAAAGGAACGUUUCAAUCUCACGUCUCAGCGCCCAAACAAGAAUCGGAAGCUCCUGGGUGGAGAUGCUGGCUUGGAUAGGUUGCUACUGCUUCCUCAUUCACAUUCAGGAGCUGAAAUAUGUGAUGCAUGUUGCACUGUAGAGAGUAGAGCGAAGUCGAACAACUUGCUUCGCUGCCAUUCUUGCAAGGCUUUGGUGCACCAGAAAUGUUAUGGGGUAAAUGAGGCUUUGGAUGGGGCUUGGGUUUGUUCUUGGUGUAAGCAUUUGGAGAAAGCAAGUAAAGUCAUACAGGGAAGGCCAUGUUUUCUUUGUCCCAGGGAAGGCGGAGCAAUGAAAGAACUAAAAAUUGGUCCAUCCGGUUACCCUAGUGAUUAUGGUACAUUUGUGCAUCUGUUUUGUAGUCUGUGGACACCAGAAGUGUUCGUCGAAGACACUGCAUCAAUGCAAUUGGUUAUGAAUGCUGGCAGCAUAGAUGAUAAUCGGAGGAGGUUGGUCUGUCAUUUAUGCAAGGUGAAGCAUGGUGUAUGUGUAAGAUGCAGCCAUGGAACAUGUAGAACAUCUUUCCACCCUAUGUGCGCUAGGGAGUCAAAGAAUCAGAUGGAGAUCUGGGGAAAAUUUGGAUGUUCUAAUGUUGAGUUGCGAGCUUUUUGCUCAAAACACACUGCUUUCCAGGAUGGGAGAAGUGUUAAAGACCCUACUAACUUCUUAAUGGCUACGGAUGACCAUUCUAUGACAGACAUGCCUUCAAUCAAUAUUCCCCCUGCCAAAAAGUUGCCAAAAUUACUAUUUACUCGCAAGAAUAGAGAUAAAAAGUAUGUCCAAAAUGAAAUUGCAAAGUUCACUUAUGAGAAAAUAGACCAGGUGGAACCAGGUGAGCAACAUUCUGUAGGAAGUAAGCAUAAUCUUGAUAGUGGUCAAGCAGGUUCUACUACAGAGAUGGUUUCUGUUGGAGCUAUUGACAGUGAAAUUGUUAAACGAAGUACUACUGAUGUCCCUGCAAUACUUAGAGAGCUAAUUGUUAUGGGCAAAAUCAGUGCUGAAGAUGUUGCAUCAGAGAUGGGCAUCUCAUUAGGUUCCUUGCAAGCAGCACUUGUUGGUGAAACAACAUCCUUUUCACCUGGUUUAAAGUUAAAAAUUAUCAAAUGGCUUCAGAAUUCUGUACAUGUAUCGGCUUUGCCACCAUCAAAACUCAGAAAUAACCCUAUGGCAUCAUCUGACCAUAAAGCUACAAAGAUUGAUUGCUUAAAUGCUGUUAAAGGGAAGGAUCCUGAGAACAAAUCAACUGGUGAUAAAGUCACAAGUGCUGAGUCAUCAGAUGCUGUUUUUGUUAAGUCACUACCACCACAAAGAAGAACAAAAGGCCACAUGAUGAUAAAGAAUAAUGACAAGGAAUUAUGCUCAUCCCUACUCCCUUCCAUUUUGGAAAACAGUAAUGGGAAUAUAGACGGUGUUCCGCUUGCCCUCAGCAAAGACAGGGAGCAAGAUGCUAGUAGAAGAAAAUCUCCUAAUUCCAUUGAGGGCAUUCCAAAUGACCAAAAUCAUCCAGAGAUGCAGAUUAUUGAAGACACUCUUAAGAAUGAAGAUUCUUGUUCUUUGCAUCCAGGUGACAGGCCUAAAGGAAACCCAUUAAGAGUAGAUUCCAAUAAUCUGCCUCAUGGAGAGUGCAAGAUCCAUGAUGUUGAGGAGAAAGUAGCUGAUCUUCAUUGCAGUGACAAACAUGCUGAGGAUGCUGAUGCCAUCUUUGAAAAUAAGCCACAACAAGAGUCUAGCUCUUCAAAAGAAUUAAAUAAUGAACUGGAGGCAGCAGUUUCUUGUAAAUUUUAUCUUGAAAAUGGUGCACUUGAUUCUUUUUCUGACGUUCAUCCUUUGAUCAAUAUGAAGUUGUUGCAAAUGCGGAACUCAUUCAAGAAAACUCAUGGAGAUCCAACUUACAACGGGAAUUCAUGUCCCCAGUGCAUCAAACAAGGCUUGCCUUGUUCCUCCACUGGUACACACUGUUCGCUGGAUGGAACAAAAAUUGACCAAAUUUCUAAAGCUAAGAAUAUGGGUCUCUUGGAACUUUCCCCUGAGGAUGAAGUGGAGGGAGAAAUAGUUUACAUUCAAUCUAAGCUGCUUGAUAAUGCCAUGUCAAUCAAGCAUAAAUAUGAUGAUUUAUUGUCGAGGAUAGUUAAGAACCUUCCUCAUGAGCUAAAUGAAUCAACUAAACAGAAAUGGGACUUAAUCCUUGUUAAUCAGUUUUUUCAUGAAGUUAAAGAGGCAAAGAAGCGAGGGAGAAAAGAGAAGAAGAACAAAGAAGCUCAGGCUGUAUAUGCUGCUGCUGCUGAAGCAGCAGCUGUUUCAUCAAGAAACUCAUUAAGGAAAGACAACAAUGAUGAGAUUAUAGCAGCUGCUCAAGAAAUUCCUGCAAACUUAAACGCUGCAACUGGGAGAGCUGGUUUGCCAUCGGUACCUAGGCCAAAGGAGGUUCUUAGGUCAGCUGUUUUAAAAUUGACGUCAGAUAAGCAGUCUAUGGCUUUUCAGAUGCCUGAAUUCUUGAAAGACAAUAUAUUGUCUUGUGAAAUAUGCAUGCGAACUGAGACAAUGUUAAAUCGCAUCUUUGUCUGUUCAACCUGCAAGGUUGCUGUUCAUUUAGACUGCUAUCAAAGGCUUUCUGAAAUUCCAGUUGGUCCAUGGGAGUGUGAGCGCUGUGAGGAAAUGUCACUGUCAUCUACUAGCCCCCAGAAUGUAUCUGAUGCUAAUGAUAGAAAUGCUAUGGUUCAGUGUUGCUUAUGUGGUACUCUGCAUGGUGCUAUGAGAAAGUCAGCAGAUGGACAGUGGGUUCAUGCCUUCUGUGCAGAGUGGUUGUUGGAGACAAGUUUUAGGAGAGGACAAGAAAACCCCAUUCAAGGAUUGGACACUAGUUUCAAAGGGAAGGACACCUGCUCUAUAUGCCAUCUCAAUGUUGGUUCAUGCCUAAAGUGCAGUUAUGGAAAUUGUAAGUGUCAUUUUCAUCCUUUCUGUGCUAGUAGUGCUGGGUUUUACAUGAAUGCCAAGGUUACUGGCAGCAGCACACAACACAAGGCCUAUUGUGGCAAACAUAGUGUAGAACAGAGAGAGGCAGACAACCGACAGUGUGGAGUUGAGGAUCUUAAGAGUUUAAAACAAAUAAGGGUUGAAUUGGAAAAAGUACGUCUACUUUGUGAAAGGAUUAUAAAGAGAGAAAAGUUAAAGAAAGACUUGGUUCUUUGUUCACAUGAUAUACUUGCUUCGAAAAAGGAUUCUACUACAUACUCGGCACUUGCAACCAGUUCCUUCUUGCAUCCUGGCGCCAGUUCAGAAUCAGCUACUACAUCUAUAAAUAAUAGGUCACACAGUGGAAUGGUACUGAGAUCAGAUGAAGUUACAGUGGACAGUACCUUUUCUAAUAAACGUAAAAUUAGAUUUUCUUUGAGUAAUAAGGAUGUGGACAGACAUACUGAUGAUAGUUCCACGUCACAAUCAUCAAUCAAACGAAAAUUAGCAGAGCGGGAUUCUCUUGCUGGUAAACAACUUCCACGGAGAUCAGCAUCAAUGGCUUUCCGGAUAUCUGUAGAUGAUGGAAACAGGAAAAUUAAGGAAAAAAAGGAGGCCAUUCAGGAUCUUGCGUUAUCGUCAGAUCAAACAUCAAUGCAAAAUCAACGGCCUUCCAAGGGGUAUUUUUAUGUCCCUGUUGGUUCUCUUUCCAAAGAAAGGGCACUGAAGAAGGAUAUGGAGCCUCAUGAGCCAAGAGAACCUGGUGGAUAAGUUCAAGGAUAAAUUAUUCAAGUGCUCUUUUCCAUUCUUGGUGGCUUUGAGUCCCUGUGGACAAAUUUAAAGGUGAAUACCAGGCAAUCGAUUUGCUGAUGAUACACAAACAGCAAACUGAUGAAAGAGGUUCCACCAGUGUUAAAUGCCCUGAGAUUUAUAAGAGGACACUGGUGAAAACAGGGUUUGCCAUGCAUUCAUACAACACCGAUGCAGCCCGGAGAAGAAAGUAUUGAUGUCAACUUUGUUUAUAUAUCAAAGGAAAGUAUAUUAAAAGUGGAAGAGCUGAGUAUCCUUUGAUGUAUGAUCUUAGUUGUCACUGUUAACUGCCAGUGUUGAGCUUGAUUACUCACUUCAUUGGCUACAUGGAAGCUUUCAUGGGUAAUAGAGAUCCCAUAGGUUACAGGUUUUGUAAACUUUUGUACAUUCUUGGCCUUUAAAUUCCCAGCCCUUGUCUGAAAGGACAAGCCCCUUUUUUGGUGAUGGUGGUAGUAGGCAUGCCUUGAGACAUAUUUUGCUGGAAAUGAAAAUUUAACAGUCAAAUCCCACAUUUAGCAUUCAAUUAGUCUAGAAAAGAAUGUACUAUGUAGUGAGAAUUAGUCAAUAGGUAGAUUAGUAGGUAGGAGCAGAAUCAGCAUUUGGUUGUUGUAAUAGGCAAUUAUGGUUGUAAUGAUACAUAAAUCGUAGUCUAAAAAACUACAAGUUGUUUCCA